CAUUAUGAGAACGGCGUCGGCCCAUUAUGGCGGUCGAAUUGCACAAAACCGGCGUGGAAAAAUUAAAUGAAGCAAUGAAGGUGACGUGGUGGAAGCUGGAUCAUUCAGUUUCAACUGUAUUUUGUACCUACCACCAUUUUUCUCUCUAUUACGACUCCUUCCAAUUCAUUCUCCCUGUGACUCUACGCCCGUAAAAUUUGAAGCAGCAACGGCAGCAGCAGCAUGAGAACGGCGUCGGCCCAUUAUGGCAGUCGAAUUGCACAAAACCGGCGUGGAAAAAUUAAAUGAAGCAAUGAAGGUGACGUGGUGGAAGCUGGAUCAUUCAAUUUCAACCGUAUCUUGUACCUACCACCAUUUUUCUCUCUAUUACUACUCCUUCCAAUUCAUUCUCCCUGUGACUCUACGCCCAUAAAAUUUGAAGCAGCAGCUACUGCCAAUUUACCACGUCGACAUGUCGGCAUCUCAUCGCCCAGCAACCACAAACCACAUCGCCGUUUUGGCAUUCCCUUUCGGAACUCACGCCAUGCCCCUUCUGGGUCUUGUCCGGAAGCUCUCCGAGGCAGCUCCACACGUGCGAUUUUCGUUUCUCAGCACUGCCAAAUCCAACGCUUCAACCUUCUCGGCCUGGGGAUCAAUUGAGGACGACAGGAUAAAGCGGAUUGACAUUGGCGACGGGUUGCCGGAAGGUUACGUGUUGGGGGGAAAGCAAGGGGACCUGAUGGAGCACUUCUUGGAAGGGGUUGCGGAGAGGUUUAAGCACGGAGUGGAGGCUGCGGCCAAGGAGAUGGGAGAGGGAAUCGGGUGUUUGAUUAGCGAUGCGUUCUACUGGUUUGUGGAAGAAAUGGCAGAAGAAAUGAAAGUGCCGUGGGUCGCGGUUUGGACGUCGGGGCCUCGGGCUCUGCUAACGCAUCUCGACACGGAUGUCAUCAGAGAACACAUCAAGUCUUCUGGAUCCAGAGAGAAACCCCUGGACUUCUUGCCGGGAUUCUCAGAAAUCCGGGUAGCCGAUUUACCCGAAGAAGUCGUAACUGAGAGCCUAGACUCACCCUUCCCAAAAUUCCUAUAUAAAAUGGGUCAUCACCUUCCACGAGCCACCUCUGUUCUCAUAAACUGUUUCGAAGAAAUAGACAAGGACAUACAAAGCCUACUAAACUCAAGACUCCCCAAUUACCUCAACGUUGGUCCACUCAGCAUGCUCGUACUAAUGCAGCAGCCUCCCUCCGACGACCAUGGUUGCUUACCCUGGCUCGACAACCAUCCACCAAACUCUGUAGUGUACAUAAGCUUCGGGGGGUUUCUAUGUCCGCCGCCCCAUGAACUCGCAGCGCUAGCAGAUGCCCUGCUGGAAAGUGGGAUUCCAUUCCUCUGGUCGUUUAGGGGCAAUGCAGAGGGAAGUUUGCCAAAGGGGCUUCGCGAAAUGGGUAGUGGUAAAAUUGUUCCAUGGGCACCUCAGGUGCAGGUAUUAAUGCAUUCUUCAGUUGGGGCGUUUGUGACUCAUGGCGGUUGGAAUUCGGUGUUGGAAAGCAUUGGAGGAGGCGUGCCGAUGAUUGGGCGGCCGUGUUUUGGGGACCAGAGGUUGAACGUGAAGACGGCGGAAAAUGUAUGGGGAAUUGGGGUGAGUCUAGAGGGAGGCGUGAUGACAAAAAGUGGGGUUUUGAAGGCGUUGGGACAAGUUUUGGGCAGCGAAGAGGGGAAAUUGAUGAGGGAGAAAGUUGGGAUUCUGCAGGCUUUGAUUCAUAAAGCUGCUGAAUCCACCGGAGCUUCUUCUCGAAAUUUCAGCCGUUUAGCGGAGAUCGUAACCAAGUCUUGGGACCAAAUAAUUUUAAUGAAUAAUUAGUUUGGUAGAAAUUAAUUUCAAUUUCCAAUUGUACGCUUCGUUUCCCACACACCAUAGUAAAUUUAAAAUCUGUCCGUUUGUUUGCAUCGGCAAGCCAAGUUGUAGCAGAGAAACGGCGAGAGAACGGUGAAAUUUUCGGUUUCUCAAACAUUAUCGAAUAUGGUAUUGGAUGGUCGGGCAAUCGCAACGUGUGCAGCCAUUGUGACGAUGGCUGUGCUAGAUCCGUCUUCGGUUGUCUCUCCGGUGUUGCUUAUUGCCAAUGUUGUUAACUCCAUGUCUUCUGUGUUGAGUAUUUUUGGACUUUGAUCAUCAAAUCUGUUGCGUCUGUUCCUUUCCUAUUUCUAUAAAUCUUAUUACAAUUUUAUGUCUUUCUACUUGAACGCUUUGAAUUUCACUUCCACAUGUUAUUAGAUGAUGAUUUUGUAAUGGAUAUUGUAGCAAUAUUCUAGUCUU
Cucurbita moschata (crookneck pumpkin) is the source of this 2290-nucleotide messenger RNA. RefSeq names its product flavonoid 3-O-glucosyltransferase-like. Bases 452 to 1837 code for a protein of 461 amino acids. The transcript is spliced from 2 exons. Lineage: Eukaryota; Viridiplantae; Streptophyta; Magnoliopsida; Cucurbitales; Cucurbitaceae. Gene Ontology annotation, molecular function: UDP-glycosyltransferase activity. The record is from RefSeq and is a predicted model, not a curated record.